Molecule: messenger RNA, 1182 nt
Organism: Trichoderma gamsii
Lineage: Eukaryota; Fungi; Ascomycota; Sordariomycetes; Hypocreales; Hypocreaceae
Exons: 2
Coding region: 1-1182 (393 amino acids)
Biological process (GO): mitochondrion organization; phospholipid transport
Cellular component (GO): ERMES complex; endoplasmic reticulum
Molecular function (GO): lipid binding
Source: RefSeq, a predicted model, not a curated record
AUGUCGACAGAGACUUGCCCGGCGCGGCAUGAACCAACAUUCUCCUUCACACACGGCCUCAUCCUCGGCCAACUCUCCGUCGUUCUCAUCCUAGCCGUCUUCAUCAAAUUUUUCAUCUUCGGCGACGCCCCAUCGCCUGACGUAACCGCAUCACUGCGGGCCACAGAACGCAGAUCCAGGACUCUAGCACACAAGCAAUCCCUCCUUAGACUGCGCUCUCCUAGCCAGCGUCACGGCCAGUCGCUCAACCGGAAGAAGUCCACCGUCCUCAGGAGCCCCCCGACGCUGACCAUUGGAUCCAUCCUGAGCAAGACGUACUACAACGUCGACAGUCACCAGCCGGAAAGCCUCGACUGGUUCAACGUGCUGAUCGCCCAGACCAUCGCCCAGUUCCGCAGCGACGCCCAGCACGACGAUGCCAUCCUCAACUCGCUCACAAAGACGCUCAACGGCACCUCCAGGCCCGACUUUGUGGAUGAGAUUCGCGUCACGGAGCUCAGCCUAGGCGAGGAGUUUCCCAUCCUGAGCAACUGUCGCAUCAUCCCUGUAGACGAAGACGGCAUCAGCCUGGGCAGCCACGUCAAGUUUGAUCCCGCCACGGCAGCUCGGGAUGGCACGCGCCUCCAGGCUCGCAUGGACGUGGAUCUCAGCGACAUGCUCACCAUGGCAGUCGAGACAAAGCUUCUUCUCAACUACCCCAAAAAGCUGUCUGCAGUUCUUCCGGUAGCCUUGUCUGUCUCUGUUGUCCGAUUCAGCGGAACAUUGUCUAUUUCAUUCCUUCCGAGCAACCCUUCUCAAUCAACGCCGACUAUGAUGGCCUUUAAUUUCUUAGAUGACUACAGGCUCGAUUUUUCCAUCAGGAGUCUGCUCGGAAGCCGCUCACGGUUACAAGACGUGCCCAAGAUCGCACAACUCAUCGAGUCACGGCUGCACAGAUGGUUUGACGAGCGAGCUGUAGAACCUCGAUUCCAGCAGAUUGCACUACCCAGUCUAUGGCCCAGGAAAAAGAACACCAGAGGCCCAGACGAUGCCAUGGCAGAAGGAAGCGCAGGCUCCAAGGGAAAGGAGAGGGAUUCUUCAGUCGGGGACCAGAGUACUCUACGACACCGCCGACCCCUGGUGGACGAUGAGUAUUCUAUAGAAGGCUCACUACGCAGUCUUAGUAGGGAUGCGAGGAUCUAG